AUGGGUAAAUUGAAGAAAGGAAGAAAGAAUACCAAAAAUAGAUUGAAUCCGAUAGCGUCAAAAUCUCAACAAGAAGUUAAAAAAGAUGAAACAACCAGACAAUCCAAGAUUCUACCAUUAAUAAAUAAAUUAAAAUCAACCAUUCCAAACGAUAAAUCAAUGGCAUUGGGAGCAAUAACUGUUCUUGCAGAAGAUUUCAGAAUGAGGCAACUACUUCUUAAAGACAAAAUAGUACAAGUCGUUAUGGAAACUUGUUUAAAUGAUUCAAAUGAUGAAAUAGUAGUGGAAGCAUUUGGUUUAUUAAGAAAUUUAGGAAUUGAAUCUGGAUAUGAUGUAAUUAAAUUUUUAUGGAGACAAGGAAUAUGGACUAGUAUUGAAAAUGCAUUGAACAAGAUUGAUGUUUCUUUCAAACUUUUAGCAGAAAAGGGUAAUGUUGAAAAAGAUAAAUCGAAGAUUCAAUUGUUAUAUGAUUUUGCAGAAAAUAUAUUGAGCCUAAUUAUUACAUUGGCAAGUGGAGAUGAAGAAAUUUAUGAAUCUAUAUUUAAUAAAAUUGAUCCUAUAAUAGAUCUUGUUUUCAAAUUGUUGAAAAAUCAUAUAAAUGGGAGUUUCAAAGUGUCUAAGUUAUUUGAUGCAUUGCUUGAUUUUAUUUAUGAAUUUUCAACUGAAUCUGUGGAAUUUGUUGAGAAAUGCAAAAACUUCGAUAGUUGGGACAAACUAAUUUCGUAUAUUGGGGAUUCAAAUAGUAAAUUAAGUAAAGUGUACAUUGAAGGGAUCAAAUAUAAUAAUUAUGAAGUUUUGGAAGCAUCAUUUGAAAAUAAACAAGAAGUAAUGUGCAACAUAUUGCAUCAGAUUUAUAGCAUAUUAAUUAGCAUUGAUUUACAACAAUUAAAAUCUCGAAUUAAUUCGAUACAAAAUCCAAAUAAUGCAAAUGAACCAAUAAAAAAAGACUCCAAUACAAUAGAGACAGAUUUAUCAGCAAACAAUGAUGUGAAAAGAGAAACAAAAAUUGACCUUUCAACUAUUGAAACUGGUUUAACAAUUAUAACGUCAGUUCUUGAAUACUUGGCGGUAAAUGAAGAAGAUCCAAACGAACCUAUUACACUUUCUCCUGAGACUGAAAAUAUAUUAUUCCAAGAGAUAGAACCAAUGCUACUAGAAAUACUACAAUUUGAAUUAAGUGAAAAGAUAUUGCUGCUAAGUGAAUCAAUAUUAGGUGCAAUAAAUAAUUUCUGUUGGCUUAUUUUAAGUAAUGAACAUCUUCCAGUCUCUUGGUAUGACAAAUCUUUACAACUUUGGGAUCUUAUAUUAACAAUAAAUGAUGAACAAUUGCAAAAGUCAAGUUUAAGUAUACUUUGGGCUAUUUUAAAAAGUUUAGGUCCUGAAAUCUCAGAAAAGAUACCAAUAGAAUUAAUUGAAAAAUUGUUAACUGUUCAAUUAGCUGAAGAUAACUUAAACGUAAUUGGGGUUUUAGGUUCCAUUGCACCAAUUAUCAAAAACAAAGAAAUCACUUUCAAAAUAUCACAAUUUUUAUUAGAUUCAGUAAAUACAGCUUGUGAAAAUAUAAAAUCAGUAACAAAUUUGGAAAUUAUAAUUGAAAGCUUAAAUAUGAUUUAUGAUAUAUUUGGUGAUAAAGAAUUUGAUUAUGAUUAUGAAAUUUUUGUUCAAAAUGAUUAUUUAACUAUUUUAAAGAAUCUAGAACCAAAAUUAAAAGAAAUUUACAAGAAAAUCGAUAAGAAUAAAGAACCUCAAUUGAAAUUGAAAAUGGAGGAAACCCGGAUUAAUUUGGAAAGAUUUAUUCAGUACAAAGCUAGUGAAAGAUGA
Lodderomyces jiufengensis is the source of this 1821-nucleotide messenger RNA. RefSeq lists its product as uncharacterized. The record is from RefSeq and is a predicted model, not a curated record. The transcript has a single exon. Lineage: Eukaryota; Fungi; Ascomycota; Pichiomycetes; Serinales; Debaryomycetaceae. The coding region runs from base 1 to 1821 and encodes 606 amino acids. Gene Ontology annotation, biological process: protein import into nucleus; ribosomal large subunit biogenesis.